Molecule: messenger RNA, 3047 nt
Organism: Scomber scombrus (Atlantic mackerel)
Lineage: Eukaryota; Metazoa; Chordata; Actinopteri; Scombriformes; Scombridae
Gene: trim65
Product: tripartite motif containing 65
Exons: 8
Coding region: 70-1632 (520 amino acids)
Molecular function (GO): protein binding; zinc ion binding
Source: RefSeq, a predicted model, not a curated record
GUCGUCAUCAGGGAAGCUUCAGUGCUCUCUGUCAGAUGCUGUGCAUGAAUGUCACUGCUGAAGUGAGAGAUGUCUGCUCUUUCUUCAGAGAUGGAGGCCCACAAUUUGACCCUGUCCUGUCCCAUAUGCCUGGACUGCUUCGAAGUCCCCGUCACCAUCCCCUGCGGACACACCUUCUGUCACAAGUGCAUCAGUGCCCACUGGGACACGCUGAGCAAGUCCGACACCGAACCUCUCUGCCCCUUGUGCAAAGAGAAGUUUCCCACCAGGCCCGUUCUCAAGCGCAACGUGUCCCUGUGUGUCCUCACCGAGGCUGCAAACAGCAGCGGCCCCUCCCACAGAGAGUCGCUCACGAGGGGUGGCAAAGUGGCGAAAGCCAUGCUGCUGUGCGACCGGCAUAAAAAGCCUCUGGUUUAUUACUGCAGGCAGGACAAGAUGUCUGUGUGCUGCGAGUGCGGCAUCUCUGAGUGUGUGAACCAUGAGAAGGCUAUGCUGGACGCGGAAAGGGAAAAUCAAGAGCUGCUGCUGGAGAGGAAGAAUAAGGAGGUGGGGAAACUCAUCGAAGAGACAGAGAAAAGUAUCAAGGACUUGGCUGAGAAUAUUAAUCAAGCUAAGGUGACUCUUCAGCAAACGUCCACCUGGGUGAAUGUCAAGUUCUCCACCCUGAUAAAAAUACUGUCUGAGAAGCAGAACACCACGGAGGUCUUCGUCGAGGAGCAGAGACAGGCCGCCAUCUUGGAUGCGGAGGCCCGGCUAGCCGAGCUCCAAGAGCGCGCCCAGAAACUCAAAGAAAGCCAAGGCCAGAUCGCAGCGCUGCACAACCUCUCUGAUACAGAGCUCAUCAAGGAAUCAAUGCUGGUAAAAGUUCCCCAUUUUGAGGAGAUCCCCACAGACAUCCCUCCCACCCUACAGGAGCGCUUAAACGGUGUCACAGAAGUCCUGUCCCGAGUCUCCAAGAUGGUGUCUGAGGACCUGGAGAAAGCUGUGAGCACCGCCGUGGGUCAGGACAAAGAAGCUUCUCCUCAGGACAAGAGGCCCAUCCUGGCUGUGGUUCCCAGUCCGGCUGCUCCGUGUCACCCUGGAGGGAAAGAGGGACUCAGCGCUUACCGAUGCUCUCUGACCUUUGACCCCCGCACGGCCAACGGGCACCUGUUCCUCUCCCAGGAGAACCGGAGGGCGGAGCACCUGACCUCCGGCCCGCGCCCCGUCCCCUCCCACGAAGCGCGUUUCGACCACACCUGGCAGGUGCUCUGCUUCCAGGGCUUCAAGCACGGACAGCACUACUGGGAGCUGGAGGUGUCCAAACCCUGGGCCUACCUCGGGGUGACCUACGAGACCAUCCCCAGGAAGGAGAAGGGGAAGAGGUGCAUGGUGGGCAUGAACGAUCUUUCGUGGAGCCUGCAGCUGGAUGAGAGGCAGCUGAGCGCUUGGCACAACGGCCGGAGGGAGACGGUGGCGGGACAUUCCCAGCACAGCCGCAUCGGCAUGCUGCUGGACUACGAGGCGGGGACGCUCACCUACUACGGAGACGGGCAGACCAGGCUCCACGCCUUCCACUGUGCCUUCACCCAGGAGCUGUUCCCCGCCUGCUGGAUCGGAGAGGGGGUCAGCAUCACCCUCUGCUCCACAUGAGCUCCACUGUGAAGAAGAAGAAGCACUACCAAUCAAACGUUGGCACACGCUGACUCAACAUAGACGACACCCCUCUCUCCCUUUACCCCUCCUUAACUAUUUAGAAGGAUUUUUAAAUCUUUUUUUUUUUUUUUUUUUAAAUAACUGACUUCUUAAUUAUUUUAAACAAAAGAACCAACUGAGACGAGAUGAAACUUUAUUGAUCCUCACACACUUGUUACUUGAUGGGCUUUUUCUCCCCCCAUGAACUCGCCUCUUUGCUUCGGCUUACUUGCAUUGUUAAAUACCAUACAGCGAUGACGUUGCUAUGGAAACAGACACAAACUCCAGUCCUUUAAAACUUUAAGUUGAAGGACAGCACUACUUCAUUCUAGUGUGUUUUAUUUUCUCCUCCUUCAAAUAAUCUUUGAAAUAACUUUCAGUUUUAGAUAGAGGUUCUUUUUUUUUCUAGUAGAAAAGGACUUUAGAUCUCCUCAGCCCAGCGUGUUGAAUUAUGUUACUUAUUUUAAUACACUACAUUCAUUUCUGUUCAGUUCUUCUCCCUCUGCUGUAAGACACAGCUGCACACGCUGCAUGCGGGCAAACACAUCAUCAGAAAACCAUGCUGUCAUAUGUCCUCAAUCAAAAGAAGUGGAUUAAUAAGUGUCCUCUCCCUCCUGCUCCUGCAGUAUUCUCCUGGAGCUCAAAAUCUUCAUAUUCACCCCUUUUUUUUUUCUUUUUUUUUUUGGCUGUGCCUGAUACAGACUGGGUUUCCUCCUCCUGAGAUCACAGCUCGUAUUUAACUUGUGCGCUCCCUCAGAUGUGAAGAUAGAAUUAGAUGGAGUGCACUCGGGGCGCUCUCACAAACACACACACACGUCAUACCAUGUGGGGACAUUACAUCAAGUAACACUGACCCUAAAAAAUCAGCUUUUUCCCCAAUUUAGGACACAGUUGGACAAGCCAUUCCCAAUUAACGGCUCCUAAAUGUCCCCAAAAGUAGCUUAUGACAGAGCACACCCUCGCACACACACCAGAAGUCAACAUAGAGGGCAAAAAAAAUGAAUGUAGGCGACAGAAGGGGUCUAUUUUUUUUUUUUUGCAUUUGUUGUGUAAUUCUUGAAGCAUAACUGAACAUCUGAAACUAUUUGAAAGUCUUAUAUAAGUCUAUAAAAAUAAUAUAAAUAUAGAGAUCAUUCAUGCAGUCACCCCUCUCUGAUUCACCCCUUUCAGAUUUUCCACUUUGACCUCUGGGAUACAGCUAUGUGUGAGCCAGUUCAUGUGUGUGUGUAUGAAGCCCCUACAAACACACACACACACACACACCCUGUUGUACAAUAAGCAGCACAGGUGAAACCAAACUGUCACGAGAAUACAGAACUUAACAUUUUGGGAUCUUAGCAUACAAAAUGCCCCCCCCCCCAAAAAAAAAAAAA